Cladophialophora bantiana CBS 173.52 is the source of this 1452-nucleotide messenger RNA. RefSeq lists its product as uncharacterized. Gene Ontology annotation, cellular component: nucleus. Lineage: Eukaryota; Fungi; Ascomycota; Eurotiomycetes; Chaetothyriales; Herpotrichiellaceae. Gene Ontology annotation, molecular function: DNA-binding transcription factor activity, RNA polymerase II-specific; zinc ion binding; transcription cis-regulatory region binding. The transcript is spliced from 3 exons. The record is from RefSeq and is a predicted model, not a curated record. Gene Ontology annotation, biological process: positive regulation of transcription by RNA polymerase II. Bases 1 to 1452 code for a protein of 483 amino acids.
AUGACUGAGCCGGCGCAGGUGGUCAAGAACUCUCGAAAGCCGCGGCGGAGGCCAGCCCAUCUUCGCACCAAAACUGGCUGUCUGAACUGCCGCCGACGGAAGAAAAAGUGUGAUGAACAUCUGGUCGUCUGCCGCAACUGCGUCAAAAGAAAUGUGGAUUGCAUUUGGCCGCUGAACCCCAAUUCAAAGUCGAAAGAUUCCGGCCCAAGUCUGAGUCUGGUUGAAAAUGGUGCGUCCCCGACACUCAGCCUUGUUGUCGAACCGUGUAGCCGUGAUACAUGCUAUGGCAUCGAAGACGGCGAGGGGUGGGGAUUUGCAGACCUGUCAACACCCUCAGCUCCUUUCUCGCCGACAUCUGAUGACCACGGCGUGGACGAUGAAGAAGAUGAGCUCUCUCUCGUACUCGUUCCUCAACUUACCUCCGUCGCCUCACGCACAAAGAUUCACAGUCCUCUUCUGUUCGACUUCAUGCGAACAGUAUUUGUCCCACAGCUUGUUCGACCCGCGACCGAUAGCCAAUACAUCAAAGAUUUUACAAGUGGAAGUCUCCAGCUCGCGUACAACACUCCAUUUUUCAUGGAGGCUCUCCUGACAACUCGACUCUACCGCUCUGAAGGUGUCUCUAUCCAUCUAUAUGGUGCGGCCGCGCUGCUCAAGUCGUGCUGGAAGCGGAUGGAAGCAUCAAAGAGCACACCAGCUACGUGGACUGCCACACGCAUUCUCACCCUAGAAUCCUUCAUUUUCCAUGUGGCUACGAGCAUCCCCUUUCAGGAUCCUGCUCCGACAUCUGCUCUCGUCGACGAGGUCUUUGUAAAAGCGCAGCUUGUACUGGAGCGGCUAUGGCUGGAAAGAACAUUGAACUAUCCCUAUUCGCCGGUUCUUGGAGUACCCCCAAUGCUAUUCUUGUACGUACGACAAGUGGCUUUGGUAUAUUCCCAGUUUCGAUCCCGGAGAUUCGAUGUGCGGCAAUGCCAUCGUCUGGAACAGGACUUGAGGUGGUGGAGCCACGACAAUAUUGCCGACUCAUACAUCGUCAACAUUAUCAGUUCCACCGAUUCUGCCAACGAAGAUCCCUCGUUGUCUUUGCUCUCUGACCUUCAAAAUUCCACCCAGUCUUUCUUCGGACCAAAGCUCUAUAUCCUUGCUGCAAAGAUUCUGUUGAGGCGGAUGGUAGCACAUUCGUCCGAAAUGGGAGGUCAAUGUCUUUCAACAUCCCUUUCAACCUUGCUCUCCCAAGAGAUGGCCCUUGUCCGCUCCAUCGAACCUUCAGUAGACUAUUUCGCAGAAUACUACUGCUGGCCAUUCUAUUGCUUGGGGGUGUCUAUCGAUGACCCACAGGCUCGAGAAAUGUUAGUGAAUAAGAUCAUGGCAUUCUGGAAGGCGAAGAGGAAUGGAACGAUGAAACGGUUGGCAGAUAUCUUGACAGAUCACUGGAAACAUUCAGCCCCAUGA